GGAAGUGGUGGGAAAAAAAAAAGAAGGGGAAAAAAAGGGGGGGGAAAGGAGGCGGCGGCGGAGGCGGAGGGCGGCUGCGGCCUGGCUCAGAGCUCGGAGAGGCCGGACCCGGAGGGACCCGGAGUCGCUGCCGUCGGCGCCGUUUCCGCUGCUGGUGCUGCUGAGGAGGGCUCGGCCCCGCCACAGAGGCAACAUGAGUGAACAGCAGCUCGACUGUGCCUUGGAUUUGAUGAGGCGUCUUCCUCCCCAGCAGAUCGAGAAAAACCUCAGUGACCUGAUUGAUUUGGUUCCCAGCCUUUGUGAAGACCUCCUGUCCUCCGUGGACCAGCCUCUGAAGAUCGCUCGCGACAAGGUGGUGGGCAAGGACUAUCUCCUCUGCGAUUACAACCGGGAUGGCGAUUCCUACAGGUCACCCUGGAGUAACAAGUACGACCCGCCGUUGGAAGAUGGCGCCAUGCCUUCGGCUCGCCUGCGCAAGCUCGAAGUGGAAGCCAACAACGCCUUUGACCAGUACAGAGACUUGUAUUUCGAAGGGGGUGUUUCCUCGGUUUACCUCUGGGAUCUGGAUCACGGAUUUGCCGGGGUGAUUCUAAUUAAGAAAGCUGGCGAUGGAUCCAAGAAGAUCAAAGGCUGCUGGGACUCCAUCCAUGUGGUAGAAGUCCAGGAGAAGUCCAGCGGCCGCACUGCCCACUACAAGCUGACCUCUACGGUGAUGCUGUGGCUGCAGACAAACAAGACGGGCUCGGGCACCAUGAACCUGGGAGGCAGCCUCACCAGACAGAUGGAAAAAGACGAGACGGUGAGCGAUUCCUCUCCGCAUAUAGCCAAUAUUGGCCGUCUGGUUGAGGACAUGGAGAAUAAAAUCAGAAGUACGCUGAAUGAGAUUUAUUUUGGAAAGACAAAGGACAUUGUCAACGGGCUGAGAUCAAUUGACGCUAUUCCCGACAACCAAAAGUAUAAGCAGUUGCAGAGGGAGCUCUCCCAGGUUCUGACCCAGCGGCAGAUGUACAUUCAGCCAGAUAACUAAACCAGCUCAGGUCUGUGCAGACGUUUGCAGACAAAUCAAAGCAGGAGGCUCUGAAGAACGACCUGGUGGAGGCAUUGAAGAGGAAACAGCAAAGUUAGAAACCAGUAUACCCCCCCCUCCCUUGACGAUGCUAAUAAGACACGCCAUGCACUCAUUAGCCCCCCCCCCUUCUUAGGAAUCUUUUUUUUUUUCCUUCCUGGCCUCCUCCCCGUUAUUUUCAUUUCCCGCGUACGAUAUUCUUCCACUUAUUAAAAAAUAAAUAAAAACCUCCAUUUUAUUUCCCCACCAUCCCAAAUAAAGCUGUACAAACUGUGUUUUUUUUGGGGGGGGGUGGUCUCUAGCAGCUUAAUUUCCACUGUCUUAUCGCCACAGCCUUGCAAAAACGUAUUUUCUUUUUUGAGAAACUUCUGAGAUUUGUGCCCCUUUUUUUCUUCUGGGCCUUAUGUUCGACCUGCAUAUUUCCACCAAUCACGUCUUUUUUUUUUUUUUUUUUUUUGCUUUUUUUUUCUUGGUGCGCCCCGUCUCCCGCUGCUUUCCCCCCCCCAUAUUUUGUUAUAUUGGUGUAAAAAAUGUACAAGAAGCAAAACAAAAAAAAAACCUUUAUUAAAUACCAUGGUUUGUGAACGAAGGAAGAAAACCAUCGUGGAAAAAUGUGUUUGGUGUAUGUUUGGGAGAAAGGUUGAGAAAGGAGGACGGGGGUGUGGGGGACGAGGAGGGGGCAGCUGCCCCCCAAAAAAGAGAUCUGUGAAAAGCUGUCGAGAUUCGCCCCAGUUCUGCUUUCCACCCGAGAGGCUGCGGUGUGCUGCUUUUGACUCGUUCUUGAUUUCUAUGGAAUGCGAAAGACUGGUUAUUAUUAUUUUUUAAAUAUGUAAUGCUUAACUUGGAAUCUACGUCUUCUACUUGAGCCUCCAUACUUAAAAACAGGAAAAAAAAUAAAAUAAAAUCUUGAAAAAAAUGUAAAA
This is a messenger RNA of Crotalus tigris (Tiger rattlesnake), 1989 nucleotides long. RefSeq names its product capping actin protein of muscle Z-line subunit beta (gene CAPZB). Lineage: Eukaryota; Metazoa; Chordata; Lepidosauria; Squamata; Viperidae. Gene Ontology annotation, biological process: cell morphogenesis; negative regulation of filopodium assembly; regulation of lamellipodium assembly. The record is from RefSeq and is a predicted model, not a curated record. The coding region runs from base 194 to 1027 and encodes 277 amino acids. Gene Ontology annotation, cellular component: cytoplasm; F-actin capping protein complex. The transcript is spliced from 10 exons. Gene Ontology annotation, molecular function: actin filament binding.